Molecule: messenger RNA, 1941 nt
Organism: Symbiodinium sp. CCMP2456
Lineage: Eukaryota; Dinophyceae; Suessiales; Symbiodiniaceae
Source: the annotation of a GenBank genome assembly
AUGAAGUACUGCGUCUUGCCUGAUUACCAAAUCCAGAAACGCGUGGCAGAUCUCCGCAUUAUCGAUGGCAAGGCCUGGGUGCAUAGCGCGGCCUUCCAAAAGCUUAAGCAUGCAGAUGCAACGUUGGAUUUUCUGGCCAAUGGAGAUGCAGCCGUGAAGGCAAAGCUGCAAAACAGCAUCCGCGUUUUCUGUGCAGACGGUGAAGGUGCUGAACAGCUUGCGGGGCGCAUGGCUCGCGUGGACAACUUGUUGCCUCGUUUGACUGCUGUGGUGCGCUGCUAUGCGCACAGCGCGCAGGGGAGUCUGGAAGCAUGCUUGGAUGUGGAUCCUGAGGCUAAGGCCUUGAUCCAGGAUCUUGUGACCCGCUUUGCAAGCGAUUCUGACAGGGGAGGCCUGGGUCGAGCUUUAAAGAACUCCCCUAAACUGGCACGGCUAUUUGAACGGGAGAUCCAGACUGACCUAUGCAAAAUUGAAGAGCUCUGUACAUCCACGAACAGCUGCAUGAAGGCCAACUUUGCGGCCCAACGCUUCAAUAGCAUUGUGGACGUGCUCCGGUUGUUGUCUUUGCGGAUCAACUCAGUUGUCAAAUUCUUGAUCAGGGUGGCCGGGACAGACGAUGACAAGAAACUUCGCACUUGGGCGAAGAGUAUCUUGAAGGUCACGGGCACAGGGCAGGUUCUCACAGCCAAGAACUUGAUAAUGCUGGGAUGCUUGACCGAGUUCUUUGAAGCAGCCGCCAAACAUGUACACAGCUUCGACAAUGCAGGUGGAAGCAGGGGGUCAGGCCAACCCAGUCGGAGCAACAACAGCGUGAUCUCUCAGAUUGCUUUGGCCUCCAGGCGCGCGCAGGAGGUGCGCGAGCAAAUGUCAAAAUUGUUCGACUUCCAUGCGGCCGACGGCUCCCAGCAAGUUCCACUCGUUCUUAACAAAGACUUUUCCCGUGGAUAUGUGCAGAUGAUUUGUGAAAGUAUGCAAGAGCUUAGCAACUUGUCCAAAUGGGCCCUUUCGUUUGACCCCGUUUUUGCCACUGGCAAGGGCAAGAGCUUCAACGUCAUCCAUGAGGGUGAGUUGCUGUAUCGUUUGGACUGCUACCAGCUUAGUGCCCGUGAUGUGGUCGCCGACUGUCUGGGGCACAUCAGCCAUCUGAAAGCAUGCUAUCUGAAUGGCAUACUCUCCGAGCAUGAAGCUGGACUCGGAGAAGGCCUGGCUCCGUUCGAUGUGCAGCAUUGGACCUCGAACCACACCGAUGAGUCCCGCAUCUUGGAGCCUGUUGCUAAGAUGGCUGGGGUGCAGGCUGCAGAUCUUGCCAAAGAGGUCAUUCUCGCUCGGCCUACGGUGGACACGCUCUUGAGGCAAGGCUGCUUGGAUCCUGAAAAGUAUUGGGCCCGCGUCCUGGUGCACUGGCAGAAGCGGUUGCCAGCACUUCUUCAAAUGGUUCCGAUUUUGCUUUGUUUCUGGGCAUCCACUGCCGAGCUCGAGCAAAAUUUCAGCUACCUGAAGCUGUUUGAGUCGGGCAAAAAACUGGGUGCGGACUACACACAUGCUGUCAUGAAAGUUUUAUUGGAUGGUCCAGCACCAAGCCAGCUUUCUUCUCUGAAUUCAUCUGGUCAGUACGUUGUCACAGAGAGGAUUCAACGGGUGCAGCGGAUGUACUUGAAGCUGUACGGCUCAGCCAAGAAUCAGAGACACAGCGAGCUUCCACGGAGGACCAUGGCAAAGGCGGCUCCAAAGGGUUUGAGCGGCCUGUUGCGGAAUCGCCAAGCCCAGAUGCAGGCGAUAGCGGCUGGCAGUUCCGAAGAUGGUAUGCGUUUGGCCGAGCUUCCUGACUUGACGGAACUCGAGGAAAAGGCAGCCGAGCAAGUGGAGAACUUGAAGAAAAGGAAUGCCAAGCAGAUAGCUUCAGCAUCCAAGAACCUUGAGCAGAAGCAGGCAUUAAUGUAA